AUGGCACCCACCUACAAACAAACUCAAGGAUUCGAAGGCAUUUUAAAUUUUAAAGGUUUUUGGGACGAUCGUUACAAUGUUGAUGGCGAUUUACAUAUUUUGGAAGUUCGUUACUUUUUAGCGGACGAUACAAUGCAGAUUGUUGAACAUAAUUCAGAUGGUGGUUUAAAGACAUUUCUCAAAAGACAAAAACUUCCAAAAGAUCGAAUUUAUGUAAAACCACCGGGUUUUAGUGAACAAAAUGAUUUAUUGAAUGUUUUGGCCAUAAAUUCGAUGAACCAAUGGUAUGCUUUUGAUCCUUUGGGAAAUUUGAGUGAUUCUCAAGAUUGUUAUUAUCAUUGGUCGAAUCUACAUGUGGGAGCUGAAAUUGACGUUUAUAGCCGAAAAAUAGUCUUGUCUAGUUGUGACGAGUAUACCAAGCAAUAUUAUUCAGAUUAUGGUUUGAAUAAUUUUCCUUCUGAAAUUGACUCUCUCAUAGAAGAGAAAGAAAAAUCGACUGUCCAAACCAUACCAGUGUGUCACGAUGAAAAUGUUUUGAAUAAACUACUUAGUCAUUCAACAAUGGAAGCCUUAGUUUUUAAAGCAAAAAUUCUACCUAAGGAACCGAACAAUCUAAAUCGAGAAUUUAUCGUAAAAUGUUUUCUAAGCGAUCAAAGUUUUUCUGUUUCCGAAAUGAAUAUACAAACGGCUGGUGCAAUAGGUUGUAGGUUUUUUUCAAAACGAAAAAUUCCAAAAGAAAGUCCAAAUGAAUUUAAUGUAAUAUUUAAACUAUACGUUGGUGUCAAAUUAAUCAUAGAUGGUUUCAAAUUUGUGUUUAUUGACGUAGAGGAUAGGACGUUAAAGUUUAUGAUGGAUCAUCCAAAAGAAGUGAGUUUGCAUUGUGUUCAUACUAUGGAUAAAAAUCCAAAACUUAUAAAAAUACACUUUUAA
This is a messenger RNA of Macrosiphum euphorbiae (potato aphid), 930 nucleotides long. Lineage: Eukaryota; Metazoa; Arthropoda; Insecta; Hemiptera; Aphididae. The record is from the annotation of a GenBank genome assembly.